Aspergillus viridinutans is the source of this 1656-nucleotide messenger RNA. RefSeq names its product carboxylesterase/lipase family protein. Bases 1 to 1656 code for a protein of 551 amino acids. Lineage: Eukaryota; Fungi; Ascomycota; Eurotiomycetes; Eurotiales; Aspergillaceae. The record is from RefSeq and is a predicted model, not a curated record. The transcript has a single exon.
AUGCCCCCGUUCGCGUUCAGGGGCCUCGCCUCGAUGGCCUUGGGCGCUGCAGUCGCCCAAGCCCAGCUCUGGGACCAAGUCAUUCAGACCAACUAUGGCCCCGUUCAAGGCUUCAAGUACUUCAACGAGUCUACGCUUGAGAAAUUCUUUGGCAUCUCCGAGUCCAACGUGACGGCUUUCUUAGGCAUCCCAUUUGCAGCGGAUACCGGUUAUCAAAACCGCUGGAAGCCGCCCCAGCCUCGCGAACCGUGGAAUGAAACCUUGAAGGCCACCGAGUUCGGCCCUCGGUGUCCCACCGACGAGUCCAGCUACAUCAGCGAGGAUUGCCUGAGUCUGAAUCUAUGGACCAAUGCCGGCUCCGCGGAUGCGAAGCUGCCCGUCAUGGUCUGGAACCAGGGCUCGGAUGAGACCAGCGAUAAUACCUGGUGGUAUGGCGGCGGGAUGGCCUUGAAGGAUGUCAUCCUCAUUACCUUCAACCGCAGAGAUGAUGUGUUCGGAUACCUGGCGCAUCCAGAUCUGAAUGCAGAGGGUCUGGCAGCCACUGGUCACGAAACGUCGGGAAACUAUGGAGUGCUUGAUCAACUUGAGGUGCUGAAAUGGGUGAAGAAGAACAUCGCCAACUUCGGUGGUGACCCUGACCGGGUGGUAGUGGCCGGCCAGUCCUUUGGCUCUUCCCAGGUCUACCAUGCUGUGAACAGCCCACUGUUCAAAGGCUACUUCCAUGGUGGCAUCUCUCAGUCUGGCAUCCGCUACCCAUAUGACCCACUGCUGGCUGGUCUCGCCACUUCCUAUGUCAACAUGUCCACGGCUCUCAUCCACGGUGCCGACUACAUCGCCGCCCAUAAUGUCUCCAGCAUUGCCGAAUUGCGCACAUUGUCUAUGGAGGAGGUGCUGGUCGGCUCGCAGGACCGUGUCAACGGCACUUGGAUGUCGUGGGUCACUGCUCUGUCUGCUGGCUAUCCCCUGAUCUUCAAGCCGGUCCUCGACAACUAUGUUCUCCCCUCCAAGUACAUCGAGACGCUCCGCAACGGCCCCGCCAACGAUGUCCCCGUCAUCACAGGCAACACAAAGGACGAGUCUGGCGCCUCCCCGUCCACCGACUACACCGUGGAGCAAUACGAGAACUACACCUCGCACAAAUACGGCGACCUCUACAACCGCUACAUCAAGCUGUACCCGGACAACGGCAACCAAACCACCGCUGACCAAGCCUGGAACGCCGCGGCCCGCGACGCCGGACUGGUCGGUUCGUGGGCCUACGCCACCGAGUGGUACAAGGCUGCGUCCGCCCCCUUCUACACCUACUACUGGACUCACGCCCCGCCCGGCCAGAACCAAGGCGCCUUCCACCAGUCGGAGAUCAUGUAUGCCCUGAACGCUCUAUACGCCAAUGCCGACCAGUAUCCUUUCACCGAAGCGGACUACGAGAUCCAGGAGAAGAUGUCCGCCUACUGGGCCAAUUUUGCAAAGACGCUGAAUCCGAAUAAGGGCGGCUCUUACACCGGCAAAGGGGCGUUGCCGCGCUGGAGCCCUAACAGCCCCAAUGGCACCCAGGUGGUCAUGGAACUAGGCAAUGCAUUCACCAAAGUGCCCAUUGCCAAGAGGGAGCAGGUUGAGUUUCUGAUGGAGUGGUACCACCAACAGAUCCCAUAUUAG